Messenger RNA from Lonchura striata (white-rumped munia), 5570 nucleotides. RefSeq names its product sperm flagellar and cilia associated 2 (gene SPEF2). Gene Ontology annotation, molecular function: calcium ion binding; protein binding. NCBI's taxonomy places the organism in Eukaryota, Metazoa, Chordata, Aves, Passeriformes, Estrildidae. Gene Ontology annotation, biological process: sperm axoneme assembly. Gene Ontology annotation, cellular component: sperm midpiece; manchette. The record is from RefSeq and is a predicted model, not a curated record.
GCAACGGGACGCGGAGCCGGGCGGCGGCGGCGGCCGCGGGCGCCUCACGCCAUGUCCCACAUCUUGUGCGAGUGGCUCAACCGGGACGUGAAGCUCUCCCGGCGCAUCGUUCCAGGAUCAUUUCCAGAAGAUUUUUCUACUGGCUACCUCCUAGGAGAACUUCUACACAAAUAUGGUCUUCAGGAUGACUUUAAACAAUUUUCACAGAACAGAGGUGCAGAUGCAAAAAUUAACAAUUUUUCUCGCCUGGAACCCACACUUCACCUCCUUGGUGUGCAGUUUAAUGAGAAUAUGGCCAAAGACAUCAUGACAAGACAGCAUGGGGCUGCAACAAUGCUUUUAUAUGAAUUGUAUAUUGCUUUAGAAAAAAAGAGGAAAGCAAAGCUCACUGGAGUAGCUGUGGAAGCAAUGAGACCUGCAGCAACUGCAAAACUUGCAUCUACUGAAAGGGGAAAUGAAGAGAAUCACAUAGGAAGGAGACAAAAUGAAAUAAUGGCCAGGAUUCAAACAGCUGUUAUACAGAUUCAAAAACAACCAUCAAGACCUACUAUAAAAUCAUUUGAAGCCAAAAGAUUCUUAAAGAAGAAAAGAGAAGCAGAGAACGUAUACAAGGAGAUAGAAAAGUUUGAGAAGUCUAUGACUGGAAAUGUCUCUGCAGUACAUGACCAUGUGACUGACAGUGAUGUGCAAGAAUUAUUGCAAACACAGAAGUCUCAAGCAACAGGUCUAAAAACUAUACCAGAGAAGAGAACUGAGCUGUUAAAUAUUUAUUCAGAUGAUGAAUAUAUAAGGAAAAUUCAAAAACGUGUACAGGAAGAUACAUUUGCUAGAGAGCAACGAGCAAAGAGACGACGAAAAAUGCUAGUGGAUCAGUUAGCAGCACACGAGGCUCAAGAGAAGACUUACCGGGAGGAGCAGCUCAUUUACAGACUAAUGAAACAAUCUCAGCAUGAGCGAAGGAUUGCUGCUCAACUCAUGCAUGUUCGGCAUGAAAAAGAGGUGCUAAGGCAGAACAGAAUUUUCAGGGAAAAGCAAUAUGAAGACAGACGACAGAAGGAGUUCCAGGAAGCUCUUGACAGAGAAGCGGCUCUUGCAAAACAAGAAACUAUUGAUAAUGAAGAACAAAUAACCAGAGAAAGAGAAUACCAUGAGAAAAUUUCUGCUGAAAGAGCUCAGGCACGCUAUAAAAAGCAUUAUUCUAUAUGUUGGGAAAUGGUAGGCCAAAUCAUUGAUAUGUCAACAAAAGUAGGUGAAUAUCGUCAACUGACAAACAACCAUAUUCCACCAAAGCUCAUGAUGGAUUGGAAGGAACUUUUUUUAAAUGGAAAACCAAUAUAUGAACAAGCCUCAAUUCAACCUUUGCCAGAUGAACCUAGCCCAGAACAAUUUGUAGAGCUGAAUAAACUGAGUCUGUUAGAUGAAAAAGAUUAUGGUGAAUACAAGAGUAUGACAGGGGAAUGGAGACCAACUGAAGAGAACAGUGAAAACAAACCUCCUCUUAAUAAUAACAUAUUGGGUCAUGUGCUUCGUAGACUGAUGGAAAUGUUCUAUCCUCCAAAACCCAAAUCUUCACGUGAAUUUCCUUCAUUUCCCAUCAAGGGAUGUGUUUUGGGAAAAAUGUUUAGUGGAAAAACUACCUGUGCAAAGUUUGUUGAAAAAGUUUGCAAUAUUCAGGUACUAUCUGUUGGUGCUCUGGUUCAGGAGGCCAUUGAAGCUUUUCUUAAUAACGAAAUGAAAAGUGAACCCAGCAUAAUUUCUCAGGAAGUAGAGAGUUCUGGAGAACAAAAUGAGGCCCAGGACAACUUAGUGAAUUCACCACCAAAUCUUCUAGAGGAACUCCAAACAGAACCCACCACAGAACCUAUUUUAGACUAUUGUCCUGUUGAAAAGGAUCCAUCCCAGGAAGAAUUUGAAUUGGAUAGCAGUCAGGAUGGCCUAUCCAAGCUAUCUGUACGUGCCCAACUUGGUGCUGCAUCACAGAAAUGGCUGAAGAAUGGAAAAAGUGUUCCUGAUGAAUUACUAAUAGACAUCCUAUUGGAAGCCAUUGCCCAAAUACCACCAGAGAAGGGGUGGAUUGUGGAGGGGUUUCCAAUGACAAUUAAUCAGGCAAAGCUAUUUGAAAAAUCCUAUACAGGGAUUGAUGUAGAAGCAAAAGAUCCAAUUUCUGAAAAGCUGUCCCUUGCUAUAGAUCCCAGAGCCCCUAAUGAGCCUCCUCCUACCUCACCUGCAUUUGAUGUUUCUAUAUUAUUGGAUAUUUCAGACAGUCUGGUACUGAAACGUGCAGCUAACGUGAAGUUAGAUAAAAGAAAGGCAUCUCAGGCUGAACAGAGCAGCAAUCAAAAUUCAGAUGCCCAGUUCCUAGAAGAGAAGAUUGACUUGGCCAGGGAGCAGGUGCUACAUAGAAUUUCAGGCUUCCUAAAGACAUGGCCAAAAUUAGAGAAAUGGUUUUCAGUCCAUCAAAACAAUCUAGUGAAAGUAAAUGCAGAGACAGAAGAAAGUCUUGUGUGUGAAACAGUGAAGGAAAUUAUAAUAGAAGAAAUUGUGAAAAAUCAGGAUAGAAGGUCUGCUAAAGAAAUUGCACCAGAAGAAAAUGUUUCAUCAAUUACAGAUGAAGAAGUUUUACCAGUCAUAGAUGAAGAAGAAAAGGUUUUAUCAGUUACAGAUCAGCCUUCUCCCUUUCCUGAGGCACCACCAAUGGUUGAACCAGGAUCAGAUGAAUGGAUUUAUGUAGAUGAACCACUUCCCCAGGAGAUAAUUGAUUUUUUAGUACCUUACUGGGAAAUGGUAGAAAAUGCAUAUAUGAAUACAAUCAAAACUGUACUUAGAUGUCUAAGGGAUGAACAGUACACUAUAAUCCAUUACACAUCAGAUAUUAGAAAAAAAUUUCAAGAUUAUUUGAAACGUCCACAUCUUAAGCAGGAGUUUGUAUCUCAGUGGCAAAGAGAUUUUAAUUCAAUUGCUGAUGAGCUGCAAGAUGAUGAGGAAACAAAAGCUGAACUACACCAAAGGGUUACUGAUCUAAGAGAUCUUCUCUGGGAUAUCUGUGACAUCAGAAGGGAAGAAGCAGAGCUGGAACGUACUGGUAUCAUGAAUGAAGAGUGGUUACCAGAUCGUAGGGGGAUUGCAAUGAACCAUUUCUUUACACUUAUGCAGACUGAACUGGAUCGUUUCCAAGAUACAAAGCGACUUCUUCAUGACUAUUACAGGGCAAUGGAAGGAAAAAUCCCAAUAGAAGACGCUCAAGAUUUUACUAGAAUCCCAUUGUUAGAUAUUAUUAAUGGAGAGCAGAAGGAAGAUCAAGACAAAUCAAGAAGGAUUCCUCUAGUUUCUUGGAAACCACCUUCACCAACUGAUACCGAGUCAGAAAAGAGUGGAACUCAGAAGAGCAGUCUUAAGGCUAAGAGUUCUGAAAGUGAAGUGACCACUUGCAGGAAUGAUAAAAAUCUUAUUACUCAUACAUGGCAAACAGCAGUAACAGCAGUAUCAGAUAUGGUAACAGCUGAAAUAGAGUUUAGAGAAAUGGAGGAAGAAAAAGAAUGUCAGCUAAAACAGAAACCUUCGAAAGCUGCACAGAAACAACUAGACAAAGCGGCUGGGAAUGAUAGCAAAGGUUCCAAAAAGACGUCUUCCAAAUCACCUCCUAAAAAAAGAGGAGCAAAAGCCAAUCCAGUUCCUGUAGACCCAGAAGAAUUAAGGAAAGAAGAACUGGCACUAAAAAUAAAGCAAGAAUAUUUUAGUGCCUUGAAACAUGAGGAGGCAGCCACAAAAUCUCGGCUAGAACUUAUAAAAGAAAAAGCUUUAGCAUUUCUUGAGGAUCUAAAAUUUAAAGCAGAAGAGGCUUAUAGAGAUAUGGAAAAGUGGCUUGGAUCCACCUUCUUGGAGGAGAAAUCAAGUGUUGAAAAACUGAUAGAGGUUGCACGACAUCAUAUUGAGAGUUCUAGCAAAAUACAAUAUGAAAUGACUUUAGAAGGAACAGAUUUCUUCAUCAAUAGCGAUAUAAAAAUGGUUCCUGACCCUGUUCCUGACCCUGUUCCUCCACCAGAAUUUCAACGCAUUGAAAUCUCUGCAAGCAGUACUCUAACUAUUUCACAACUUACUACACUUCAUAAGCAGUUUCUAUGGCUGGCACCUAAAGGUCUUAUACCAAAGAAAGUAUUUAUUGAAACUGUUUGUGGCUUGGUUAAUUUGAAUCUUGGAAUAAAUUACUUUCCUGAUGCAUGGAAGAACUUAACACUUGCAGAUUUAGAAAAUCUGGCAUCUGAAUUCACAGUGAACUCAGAACUUACUGACUGGCGCAAAUUCUUGCUGGCAGCAUCACAGCCUUGGCCAGUACCAUCUGUGACACAACUCCUCCAAACACUGCAUGUCUUCAAAUCUGUUGAUGUCACUGGAUCAGGCUUCAUUACACAGGCGCACUAUUUACAGGUUGGCUUAUGGUUUAAUGGAAAUGAAGAGCUAAGCAUAACAGAAAAUUGCGAAGAACCUGUGUCUUUAGAAAGGCUAAAACACCUCAUAAAGUUUUUCUUCCAUUUAUUUGCGGAUACCAAAAAAGACUCUGCUCUGCUGGACUAUAUUGAGAUGCUGCUUUAUUUCGCCUCCCACUCUGAUCCAGUUGAAGGUGUAUACAGAGCACUUAGCAUUGCUACUGGAACAUGCAUUCACAGAAAAAAGAAAGCUUCCCUUCCAUGUGUGGAUUCUUCAAGCCUCAACAUAUUGUCAAAUGAAAAGACUUUAAAAGAGGAUGAAAAAGAAGUCUUGAAUUACACAGGUGAAGGAAUUAUUUCAGUGGCAUCUCUACUCAAAGUGUUUCAUACUGGAGGAAGCAAAGAUGAAGAUUAUCAUAGAUUUAGCUGUCUGGAGAAGGAAGACAGCUAUGAUAAACACUUCAUCAAGAUGUACCAAGAAUUAGGUGCUGAAGAUCUGACACCCAUUGCAGUUGAACUCCUUUUGAAGCAUCCUUUCAUGGAAGAUUUGAUUAACACAUGCCAAGAGUACAAACUUCCUGAUAUAAAAGUCUUUCUCCAAAGAUCCAAAGAAGCACAAUCAACUGAUGGGGAACAAAACACAUGUGAAGACAUAAAUGUAUGAAAAACUACUGUUUAUGAACAUUAAGAAAUCUUUUUUCUCAAAGUCUGUAAGAAAUGUGUCUUACAGGUACAGUCCUCUCUUCCAUGAGAAAUGUUUUUUUGUUUAUUGUUGCAAGAGCAAAAUCCCAUCCAACUACACAUUUUCUGUUACUUUAAAAUUAAAAUAAACAAAACAACAAAACCACAAAAAGGGAAAGUUAUGGUUUGCUCAUCUUAAAUAGUCUGAUGAUAUUUCUAAAUAAAAUUAAUCCCAUUUCUGAACUUAAAUAGAGAUGGUAAUGUUGGCAUUAAGAUAUGGUUAAAGAAUAUAUCCAGUUCUUCUAAAUGUACUAAGAUAUCUAUUCAGCUUUUGUUAUCUGUACAGUUUAUUAAUUAAUUAACUUUUAAUGAAUUUAAUGCUGUAAUCAAUUAAUCUUUUAAAGCAUGUUGCAAUUUUUAAUUAAAAAAAUAAAUGAAAAUUGUUUUCUCUAAGACCAGGACAAA